CCCUCCUCCGGUUCUGUCCGCGUUUUAGACUUUGCCCUUAAAUUAGAAUUACUCCCCCUUAGUAAUCAUUCUUCAAUGCGCGGUAUUUUGUAAACAAAUAUUUUUGUUGAAUAAAAUGAACAGACAACACCAAGAAGUUCAAGUAUGGUUAGAGAGAGUUUUUGGGGACCAGUCUGUGCCUUCAUAUGAGCUUAACCAGUCUACAGUCAGCAUGCUAUUCAACCUAAUGAGAAGAAAUGAGCAGAAAGAGAAAGACUGCCAGCUGCUGAUUGAAGAUCUUAGACAAAAGGCUGAGGAAUACAAUGUUGAAAGUAGACGUAUUGAGGCGAUAUUACAAAAUAUAAACCUGACAACAGCUAGCCUGUCACAGUCCGGUCUUAUGAGUUUACGUACCCUAGCAAAUCUUGCUCUUUCUCUACACACUAAGGAUGCUUCAGACACAAGCUUCCUGCUAGCUCUACAACAUCUCGAAGAUGAGAUCAGAAAAACUGAAGAAUCUCGUCGUGCACAACAAAAAAUACUCAACAAUCUCAUAAGAAAACUAAACUGCUGUCCUUAAAUACAGUGCUUUGAAAAAAG
Messenger RNA from Ruditapes philippinarum (Manila clam), 579 nucleotides. Its product is annotated as HAUS augmin-like complex subunit 1. Gene Ontology annotation, biological process: spindle assembly; centrosome cycle. Bases 116 to 559 code for a protein of 147 amino acids. The record is from RefSeq and is a predicted model, not a curated record. The transcript is spliced from 5 exons. NCBI's taxonomy places the organism in Eukaryota, Metazoa, Mollusca, Bivalvia, Venerida, Veneridae. Gene Ontology annotation, cellular component: cytosol; HAUS complex.